AUGGCGACGAAAGGACCCAAAGACGAAAGUGAGGUUAAGUCUUCCCAGACAACAAAAUUUGUUGAAUCAUGCCCAAAUUUGGGGCCAUACGACCCAAAAGGAGCUUUUGCAAGUUACAAGGAGAGGCUUGAGCUAUGGUUCGAGGGUCAAGGAAUUGAAGACGAGAAAAUUAAACGGGGCCAAUUGAUGUCGGUGGUGGGAGCAGCAGCUUAUGAAACCGUCAAGGGAUUGGUGACCCCAAAAAAGGUGUCUGAAUGUUCGUAUAAAGACCUCAUCCAAGCCAUGGAAGCCCACUAUGAUCCUGUUCCCAAUGAAAUUGUACAAAGGUACAAUUUUUACAGAAGAUCUCAGAAAGAAGGAGAGACUAUAGCUGAGUUCAUCGCAGAGCUAAGAAAGCUAUCAGAAUUCUGUAAUUUUGGGGACUUGGAAAAGGCCAUCAGAGAUCGGUUGGUGUGUGGAAUUAAAGACGAUUCAACUCGCAAGAAGUUGCUGGCAGUGAAGGACCUAACCUACAAAAAAGCGUGUGACAUAGCAAGAGCAGAAGAGGCGGCUGCAAAGGGCGCGGAAACGAUCCAACCAGAAGAAGGGAAAGUUCAAGCCAUCUCUAAGAAAGGAUUUGCUAUAGAAGAGGGACCCGGGGAGAUGUGUUUCCGAUGUAAGAAACCACAUAAUGCCAGUGACUGUUGGUUUAGGGAGGCCAUCUGCCGACAGUGUGGAGAAAAAGGACACAUCCGGCGAGCAUGCACCAAGGAAAAAUCUAAGAAAAAGAAAGCAGGAAAGAAAGUAAAUGUUGUGAAACUUUCAGAUGACACUUCAGAUGAAGACGAAACUGUAAAUCAGAUAAAUACAAUUGCUGAACAGUGGAAUGGUGUUUGGGUGUCAGUGAAGAUUGAAGGAGUUCCUCUAGAGAUGGAAGUUGACUCAGGGGCAUCCAAUACAGUGAUAAGUGAGAAAGAUUGGAGGAACCUGAAGAUCAGCAAAGAUUAUCGGGACUGCAAUGUGAAGCUACAAACUUGGCUUAAAAAAGGGGUCACUGUAAAAGGGAAAUUAAAAGUGAAAGUUGAGUUGGCUGACAGGAAGGUAAAAUUACCGUUGAUUAUCACCAAAGAAGGAGGUAAACCGUUGCUGGGAAGGAAUUGGUUCCAAGCAUUGGGAAUCAAAGUGCUUGUUCCUGAAGUCAAAGCAAUUGAGAUGGACCAGAUGGACAGAUUGUCACCGUUGAUAGAAAAACACAAGGGGGUAUUCAGAGAAGAAUUGGGUGCUCAUCCCGAGAUUGAGGUGAACUUAGAGUUGAAGGGCGACACCAACGACAUACAGGGUGAAGCCAAAUGGUGA
This is a messenger RNA of Phlebotomus papatasi, 1335 nucleotides long. RefSeq lists its product as uncharacterized. The record is from RefSeq and is a predicted model, not a curated record. Gene Ontology annotation, molecular function: aspartic-type endopeptidase activity; nucleic acid binding; zinc ion binding. Lineage: Eukaryota; Metazoa; Arthropoda; Insecta; Diptera; Psychodidae. Gene Ontology annotation, biological process: proteolysis. The transcript has a single exon. Bases 1 to 1335 code for a protein of 444 amino acids.